UUCUUUCUCAAAGUGUGAUGUAUAUUAAACAAUUUAUGUGAGUCAUUCAAUAGUGUACUCCUACAUGUAAGAGACAAGCAUAUUUGGACAAUGCUUGAAUCAAUUAGGAUCUAUAUGAUGUCCAGACUUCAAAAGAACAGAGAUAAGAUGAUGAAACAGCGUCACAGAAUCUGUCCAAAAAUCUUAUUGAAGCUGGAGCAAAAUAAGGAUAAAGCUGCUGAAUGUAUUGCCACUAAAUCUGACCAAUUCCACUACCAGGUUGAGGAUAUCUAUCUUAGACUAUUCUCUGUUGAUCUUAAGGAGAAGACAUGUUCUUGCAGGAGAUAGGACUUAACAGGAAUACCUUGUAAUCAUGCGAUUGCAGCUAUAUGGGUUAAGAAGGAUGAGCCGGAAAUGUAUGUUCAUGAAUGCUACACAGUUGAGCAGUACAUGAAGAGUUAUAAUCCAUCUAUCUUGCCAAUUGUUAGCUUUGAGCAAUGGCCUAAGACAGGGAUUGAACCACCACUGCCACCCAUAUACAAAACACAACCAGGUAGACCAACAAAACCAAGAAAGAGAGGGGUUGAUGAGACAACUCAAAAAGAAUCAGAUUCCAGAAAGCUUACCUUGUUAAAAGCAUCAAGAAAAGGAAAGAAAAAGAAGUGCGGAUCAUGUGGAAGAUUAGGGCAUAAUAGCAUAAAAUGCCCUAUUCUUAUGGGAAGCAACCACUCUGAAGUUCAACAGCAACAAGUUCAUCAGGAAGUCGAAAAGGAAGGCCCUUCUGCACCUGGUAAUGCAACAGAAGUUUCAAGCACCAUUUUUGAGAGUGCAGCAUCAAUGCAUUCCAAUUCCUCAUUUGUAACUGAACAAAUAGUCAAUCAACUUAACCAGCCAAAGGUACCUCAACAACAAUUGAGAAGUUCUGCAUUCAUUUUAGAAGAAAUUGGUGAGCAUUCCAGAGAAGAUACAAGGUCACUCUUCAUCGAGAGAAUGGGAAAACAAUACGUCCCACUGUCAAGAUUACAAGAAGCGCUUUCUCAAAGUAGCAAGAGAGUAAGAAGUGGCCAAUCAUGCUUUAGCGACAUUUAA
Molecule: messenger RNA, 1068 nt
Organism: Lycium barbarum (goji berry)
Lineage: Eukaryota; Viridiplantae; Streptophyta; Magnoliopsida; Solanales; Solanaceae
Exons: 3
Coding region: 394-1068 (224 amino acids)
Source: RefSeq, a predicted model, not a curated record